Rhopilema esculentum is the source of this 4721-nucleotide messenger RNA. Its product is annotated as WD repeat-containing protein 7. Gene Ontology annotation, cellular component: cytoplasm. The record is from RefSeq and is a predicted model, not a curated record. Gene Ontology annotation, molecular function: protein binding. Lineage: Eukaryota; Metazoa; Cnidaria; Scyphozoa; Rhizostomeae; Rhizostomatidae.
AACAUUACGGGCAAGAAUCGGUGUAUGGCAGACAAAUAGAACUUCAGUCAGAAAUGAGGAUACAUUUUAGUAUUUGCAUUUGGCGCUAGCCGUUUGAGAAUGAUUUAGUUGCGACAAAAUUCAUCGAUCAUAUUGAUGUAUACUUUUGAAGUGUGAAGUAUGAGUCAUUCCACAUCAAUUGUGCCGUUAGUACUGUGGGGCAAAAGUCACCCUUCUCAUCUCGUAUCAGUGAUCACUUGCACAUAUGACCAAAAAACAGUGGUAACUGGAACAUCUGAUGGGCAAAUUGGCUUGUGGGAUCUAAGACACACGCAAGAUGCUGGUCUUCGGAUAAUACCACGGAAUCUUAUUUUUGCACAUGGCUGUGCUGUUGUGGAUAUUGCCUGUGCCCUUGAUGCUAGCUUUGACAAACCAAAUAUCAUCAGUCUUGCAAGUGAUGGGGAAAUUUGUUUGUGGGAUAUUGAAGAUGGCCUUUGUAUUCACACCAAUAACAUUCCUGGAACUCAUAAAAAGCUACAGUCUGUACAAGUGAAUAAAGGGUCAAUGCGGGAAUGGAGAGUGUUGCUGUAUGGACUGUACUGUGAGAUUUAUGUUCUUGACACAGCAAACCUUGAGAUUCUUUACACUUUGAAAUCAAGAUUGAAUCCAGACUGGAUAAGCUGUCUUUGUACUAUACGUAAUGCAAGGCAACAAGAGGAAAAGCUUAUUGCAUUGACUGCUUCAAAUGUUUUAAAAGUAUGGAAAUUAAAAGCAAGUUAUGAAAAAAGGCGGCCUGAGGUCGUGUUCGAACAGGAGUCGAAAACCCUGGACUGCAAUGGUGCCAAGGCGAUGUGUUGUAACCCGUUUACACAACGGACGACGUUGGUUAUCAGUGCAAAAGCGUGGCAGGUGUUUGAUGCAAGUGAUUUCACCUUUAUCGCAUUAAUACCGUCUCCGUACAAGCAAACAUUGAUGGGUGGAGAUUUUGUUGCUGCUAAUCGGGUGAUUGUUUGGGACAAGUCCGGCAGAGCUUACUUGUACCGACUACCAUCAAAAUAUCUCCUUGGUGCAGAAGGCAUUGAGCAAUCAUCCACGGACAAAUCAUCUCGAGCACCAGUCCUUAUUUGUCUCUUCGAUAUUAACGGCCUCAAAGUUAAUUUUGGGUCUCCCAUGCACUUUUCUUACGGAAGACGCGGUCCGUUUUUCAAGUUGCUUUUUCAAGGAACGUCUAAUGGGUGUGUGCAUGUAUGGAAAGUGCCAGAUAGCGAGCAAGCAGACCAGUCUCUGGCGAAGGGCCAAACGAAAGCAACCGAUCUUAUUACAUCAGAGGCAACAGUAUUAACUGAAGGAAUAAGAAUGACUGUUAUGGUGGAUGAACAAUGGACGAUGAAGUUAAUACCGUACAUGGCCAAAAUGAGCCUCAAGGAACUUUGGAAGGAAUCCAACCCAGUUGGUCUUAUCGAUGGCAUAGCUGGUGAUGGCGAGAAAGCAGUAUCAAUAACAUCAAGUUUGUAUCUAUCAUCACAAGGCCUCAUAGUCUGCGGUAGAAAAAAUGGCUCCAUUGUUGUGAUCAAUGCUAUUAAAGCUGCUUUGAACCAACUACUGCAGGCUAACAACACUACGAAAACGGAUUGUUUCCCGCUUAAUGUUCUAAAGGGACACGUCGGAAAAGUCACCUGUUUAUUGUAUCCAAACGAGGAGAAUCCUCGAUAUGACAUAACUCACCUCGUUUCCGGAGGAGCUGAUUUCACAGUUCGAUUGUGGGACGUUUUUAAUGGCACUUUGCUGCACACUUUUAAUUCGCAUGGGGGCGAAGUUGUGAAGCUUAUGGUCACGCCACCUGACUGCACGGCUCGCUUUUUGUCAUGCAUCUGUUCUGUGGCUCAAGAUCAUUCAGUCACACUUCUUGGAAUUCGAGAGCGGAAGACCUUGCUGUUGGCUAGUCGGCACACUUUUCCUGUUGAAACAAUCAGAUGGCGGGCAAAAGAUGACUUCAUGGUUGUUGGCUGCGCAGAUGGAACCGUCUAUGUGUGGCAGAUGGAAACAGGACAUCUUGAUAGAUGUGUAGCUGGUUCAGUUGCUUACGACAUUCUCGAAUCAUGUUGCGAGGAAACCUCUAACCCAACUGCUGCAGUCAGGGAAUAUCGUCAUAAAUUUCGCCUUCAAUCAUCCCUCACUGCUAUGACACAGCAACUGCCACUUGAAUUCACUACUCCAGCAAUCGUUAAGAAAGUAAAAAAGAAGAUUACAAACAUCCAGCACCAUGUGGCUGGUUUGCAGAAGACUCCGUCGCCACAACAAGAAUCGCGCCAGAUAUCGUCGACUUCGCAGAUACCACCCAUCCGAGUUUGUGCGCUUCGCAGCAGCAAAAAUGACUCAGACAUCCAUGUGAUGCUGCUUGACCCCGAGGCUUUGAUCUGCCAGCUUCUAGCUGAAGACGCAGAGGCCGCAAGUGCUCAUGGGAAACCUGUCAACCCAAAGCGCCAUCCUUCCCGCGGAAUGUCGCAGAUUUCAAAUUCUGAUCAAAAGAAACCUUCGAAGACUGUAAUGAGUGCCCAGUUGCAAAGAGAAAUCUCUCAUGAGAUGGCUCAGUUACUUUUGUCUUGUAUUCACGCUUGGGAUAUUGAUGAGAACCUUGACAAAACCUGCAUUGCAAAACUUGGAAUGCUACGACCAAUUAACCCAAUUUCAUUCGGUUUGCUGACCCGCGGGAGGCUUUCCCUCAUGCUGCCUAACUGGCACAUCAACGGGCAGGAGGGGUACCAAACAUAUGAAAGCGAUGAAACGCAAUCAGAAGCAUUUUUGGACGCGGACCCAACUGCAGCUCAAAAGCUUUUGUUUAAUGCUCAUUGGCAGCUCUCGUCAUCACUUACCACCCAGCAUCUGGUCGGUAUUGUUUCCAUAACAAACACUUUGAUGAGCAUGAAUCACAUUUCAUUUGUCAAUCAAGCCAGGAGUCUGGCAGGUGACGUCACAGAUGAUUAUGGAACUGAGUACAGUCAUUUGAGCCAACACCGCGCCGAAGAGAAGGCUGGGUGGAGUCUGGUGGCAGCUUUGCAUUGCUGUUUGUUACCUGAGAUGAUGCGUGGUCUUAUGUACAGACCACCGUUGCUGCAUAUAUUGGCAAGGCGCUGGCAAGAUAGAUGCCUCGAGAUACGCGAAGCUGCCCAAGCAAUUUUACUAGCCGAGUUGCGAAGAAUUGGAACCAAAGGAAGAAGACAACUGAUUGAAGCCUGGUCGCCGCAUCUACCGCAAGAUAUUGACAGCACUGAUUUUGGUUUUGAAGAUCUGGAGCAAUAUUUGAACAAUGAAGAAGAAAAACCUACAGUUAUUUCAGCUGAAGAGGAUAAAACAGAUGUUGCCAUGGUAAUGCUUACGACAAAAAAGAUGGUUUCAAGCGAUUUAAGAUUACGUCAUGCGACAGCCAUCGUAAUGCUUAGUGUAAUUGGGGCUGAAUUUCAAAAAGAGGUUGACCCUUUAACGGCUCCAAAAGAUCAAAGAGGACAAGUCUUAAAAGAAGGCACCAUGGAGAUCACGACACUGCGCAACACUGCGAAGGCAUUGACCUCUCUUCUCUUACAAAGACCAACAUCAAAAGCUCCUGCGUAUAGUGCAAUAAGAAGAGCCGCGAUAGAUUUGAUUGGGCGUGGCUUUGCAUUAUGGGAACCGCACAUAGAUGUGUCGCAAGUUCUGAUUGGGUUGCUAGAUCUGUGUGCAAAUGCUUCGUUGAUGGGACAGGAGUAUGAGUACGGGAACAGCAUUCUAUCUGCACCGGCUGAUUUGCACCGAUCGGCAAGACAUUCUCUUUCACUGAUAGCCACUGCGAAGCCGGCUACAUUCAUCACAACAUUGGCAAAAGAGGUUGCCCGCCACGUGGCGAACGCUUCUUCAAUAUCUUUCAAUCAGACAUCGCCGGCUGCCAUAGCCGUUUAUUCUCAUGUACGUCAUCAGCCAACGGCUGCCGCUCCAGACGCCCAGAAUUCAAAUAUAAUUCACUCAGCAAGAAAUGAAAUACUUCGCACUAUUGAACUGAUGAUUGAAAAAAGUCAACAAGAAGUUGUCCAUUUGAUUGUUGAGGUUGCAGACAUUGUUGUGCAUUGCUUGGAUCAUAAGCUUAUCAAGGAGAAGGGAUUGAAUGAAGUUUUUCCCGCAAUUUGCAGAUACAAUAUGGUAUCCUACUGCAACAACACGCGCCGUCUGGCUGUUGGGUCUCGUAUAGGCCAUAUCGCUUUAUACGAACUUCGGUCGUCAAGAUGCCAACUAAUUCCAGCUCACUCAACGGCUGUGAGUGCUUUAGCGUUCUCUCCAGAGGGAAAGGUCCUUGCCUCAUUCUCAUUUGGCGACGCAAAAAUCAGCUUCUGGCAAACAAGUUCCAGUUUACUGGGGAUGUUGAGUUCAACGGUAAAAUGUGUGCAGUCAUACAAGACUCCAGAGCUCAAAAACUGUAGCACAUCUGCAAUAAAACAGUUAAGACUGGUAUGGAUUAAUCACAAAAAUGUUGUCAUUCUAACAGGGGAUAAAAACCAAUAUAAGUUUUCAAUCUAAUUUAGUAAGAAUCUAUUUGGUCUCUACUUGCAAUGGUCCAGCUUGCAAUGGUCCAGCUUGCAAUGGCCCCAUUGCAUCACAUGUUAAUUUGUGGCACUAGUAGAGUACCAAGUGAUGAUGUCACAAAAAUAUACUGUUAGAUUUUUCAAUUUUGAUCCAAAAACCUGAAAGAGCAUUAUGAAAUACCUCUAAAGCCU